Molecule: messenger RNA, 3576 nt
Organism: Wasmannia auropunctata (little fire ant)
Lineage: Eukaryota; Metazoa; Arthropoda; Insecta; Hymenoptera; Formicidae
Product: leucine-rich repeat-containing protein 49
Exons: 8
Coding region: 226-3189 (987 amino acids)
Molecular function (GO): protein binding
Source: RefSeq, a predicted model, not a curated record
CGCGCCAAUGUGAACCCUCCCUAAUGUGUAUAUUUUCAUUAAUUGCAUAUACAUAUGCGCAAUGACAAGGAUGACAAUGUUGCUUAUCUCGACGUCAUAACUCGAAUCUCGAACGGUACUUAGGACACGCAAUUGAUAUCCAACAAUUAAAGUAUAUCGCAAAAAUGUGAAACGCUGCCAAAUGUUUGAUACGAAAUACGCGAAUUCAUUCUGUUCGAUUAUGUAAUGCCAUUGAGCAACGAUACUUCGACGCGGACGAAAAAGGUAUUGUUUGAUGCGAAAAGUAAAGCGACUGCUCGAAAUAGUGUCCCAGAGGAGAAUCAGUUUUUGACAAUAGCAGCUGCUUUACCAAUUUUGCCAGGUGCACCAGUACCUCCAAAGCUGUCAAAGCGUUGUUACAAUUCAUUUAGUUGUACUGGAACCCAAUUUGACAUUGAACAUGCAGAAGCAGAAGGAUGCAACGUGGUUACGUUACAAUGGACCGGAGAGGCAAGAACGAUCGUGGCGUCGAGAACUUCUGCCGAACGAGAAAAGAACCCUGACAGAAUAUGUCUCGAUAGGCGAGGUCUGACAACAUUUCCUAAUGUCAUUGGAGAAUCCAAAUUGCGAUUAAUGUCUCUUCAGCAUAAUCUGCUGACCAAGAUUGAGAGCUCCAAUUUCUCUCAAUUGACAAAGCUCGUAUUUCUUGAUUUGUAUGACAAUCAAAUAGAGAAAGUAUGCGAUUUUGAUCUUUUGGAGAAUUUAAGAGUACUCUUAUUAGGGAAAAAUAGAAUAAGAAAAAUUGAAGGGUUGAAGCAACUUUUGAAAUUGGAAGUUUUGGAUUUGCACGGCAAUCAAAUCCAACAAAUUACGGGCUUGGAGAAUUUGUCGUCGGUAAAAGUACUGAAUUUGGCAGGGAAUAAUAUCAAAACUAUAGGAUGCAAUGAUUUUCAAGGUUUAAUCUCGUUAAAAGAAUUAAAUUUGCGGCGGAACAAACUAAAAAAAUUGUUAGGAUUUGACGGGACACCACAAUUACAAAAAUUAUAUUUGAGUAACAAUGAUAUUCAUAAAAUUGAAGAUAUGAGUAGCCUUGCAAAAGCCUUGCAAAUUAAAGAAAUAACAAUAGAUGGUAAUCCAGUGACUUUAAAUACUGAUUAUAUCUCAUUUCUCGUUUCGUACUUGCCAAAUCUGCAACUUUUAUCAACAAUGCAAAUCAGCGAACAAAUUCGGAGAACAGCGAUGGCUUGGAGAUUCUCUAAGGAACAAUCCAAUUCGGCAUUCCUUGAUCUUAGUACACAAGUUUGUAUGAGCGUACGUAGAGAGGAAGUGAUAUCAAAUGCUAAAACAAAUUGGGAAUUUCUCAGAUCUAGAACGAAAGUUUCGCAUGACAAUUCCAAUAAAGUAGCGAGCAAUAAUGCAGGCAAUAACAUUAAUAUAUUAUUACGUACACAGAGUUCAAAUAAAUUCAAUGCUAUAAAGAGUUUAGACAAAGCUAAAAUAAAAGGUUUUGGUAGUCUCACGUCGAUAAACGAAAAUAUGGAAGCACGAAAGAUACAUAUAAAAAAGAGAAGCUCUUCUAGCGAGAAUUUGUUUAAAUUGGAGGAUACAUCUAAAUCAUAUCCUUUGGAAUUUAAACUUCCACCUAUACUAGAUUCGAUAGUAAAUAGUUUGACAAGCAAUAAAAUCGAAAAUAGAUUAUCUAAGACUAAAGAAAAUGAGCGUAAGAUGAAAAUGCUCGGUGAAGAUGUCGAGAAUGCAUCGGAUAGCGAGACAGACAGUUCGCAGAGUCAUGAAAGUUUGAAGAGUGGUUUAAAGUGUCAUCUAUUUACUCCUAACAUGUAUGGCUCAUCUAUAGAUUACGACAAAUCUACUGUCUGUAACGAAUUUACUGUAGCGAAGGAUGUGUUCUCGAUUAACGCAGAAAAUUUUUAUAUUAAAGAUAAUGAAAACUAUACGCACAAUAAGGAUCAAGCACUUGUUACUGCCCAAAAUAACUCUUUAAAAUGUCACGACGCAGUGCGAAACGAGAACAAAGGCUUAAAUAAUAGAUCGUUUCAAAAUACAAAAGUAUUUUACGGCCGAGAUGGACAGGAUGACUGUCAAUCAAAAUCGACCGCAAAUUCUUCAGGAUAUUGCUCUUUGAGUUCUAAGACUAGUAGCGUAGACAGUUGUAAAUCAUUGUUGAAUGAUUCUGGCGUUUCAUCGAUUAUUAAAAACGCUCACAAGUCUCACGAAUGUGAGAUAAAGGAUAAAAAUAGAAUUAAGAGUGCUCAAACGAAAAAGAUAGUAUAUUAUAAGAGCAACAGAGCUGCAACAGCGAGGGCGAAAUUUAGAGCUCUUGCUCCGCCAAGUCCACCUCCUCAACAAGUACUGCCUAAAGAAAGGGAACAGGGCGGGGAUUAUUUAAUAGAAAUCAUUGGUCGAUGCCUAAAUAUAUAUGGUCAAGGCGCUUUACGCUUUAUAGAUAGAACUUGGGACAUGUCAAAGGCUCAAGAUGUCAACGUCGUAAAGUUUAAUUAUGUACAGUUUAACGAUGUGGCAAAAAUUUUGAAUAAACUAAAAAAUAGAUUUCCUAAUGCGGAGCAUUUCGUGUUUAAAGAAACCAACAUCAAUCUUCUUGGUCAAUUAAAUGCCUUAGCUGAGGUACAGGGAUUGACCAGUAUACAGAUAGAUGCAGGGGGGAAUCCUAUUGUGUCUAAGGACUGGAAAAUGUAUGCUAUAUUUCGAUUAGCCCAUUGGGGACUUGCAAUUAUCAAUGGCAAAGAGAUUACAGCUGAAGAUGUGGAACUUGCAAAUCAAGAAUAUACCGGUCUUAUAGAUAUAGUAAUGUGUUCACUGCCAGAUUCUUUAUUACAACCUUUGUUACAAAGACUUCAUUUAGAGAAAGUGCAAAGACAAAGCGGGGAACAAAUUACUGCCAAACAAUUUCUGUUCAACUGUGACCCGGCGCUUCGAAGUGUUGUUGCCAAGGAGGCGUUACAAUGGAGAAAGGGAAAUGUAACGCAGGAAGACCUUAUCUGGAGACACAAAGGAAAAGUACACUUGCUAAAUUUAAUCAAUCUCACUAUAAAUGCUAUACGCAAGUUACAGAUUUUAGAAAAGCAAUGGCCAUGCGUUCUGUAUGAAAUCAUUCAUAAUACUCUAUCUGAUUUUUCUGAAAUGGAUGUAUACAUGAAACGUUGCAGUAAAACGCUCGAAAGCAAUAAAUAACUUCAUGUCCGUGGCUUAAAAGGUUUCUAACCGUUUGAAUACCAAUGAACAAGAUAUUUUACUCUAUUUUACUCUAUUCAAAAAUUUAGUAUUGUACUACUAUAUGUUUUAUGCUGAAAGAUAAGUGCGACUCGAUCAUUCGGAUGUAUAGUAUACUAACUCACACUACAGUAGUCGUACAUGAUGCCGUAUGAAUGAUGCAAUUGUGAUAUUUGCGAUACAAUUGGCAAGAGAUACAUACAGAUUGCCGGAUUAUCGAAAUCCGAAUAGCCCGCUGGUACUCAAACUAUUAAAAUAUACAGGUAUAUAGGAUAAUAUUAUUUCGUGCCGAUAAUAGAUUCGACGCUGAAAGAAAUUGGCGCUUUUUUUUCUAAACAAGGUUUAUUA